AAAAAGUAGUAUUUCAUAAUUUUUUAGUGAUGUUUCAUGUUGCCCUCAAAUUUGAGUGUUCGUCUGGUUUCUAGAGCUAUUGAUUGAAUAAAUCCAUAACUCCCGCAUUGCAGGAGGAAGUAUUUUCUAGUGAAUUUCCAAAAUUGUGGCAGAGACAUCAUGACUAUGUAUAAAGCUUCGAGAUGUCCCACUGAGGAACUAUCACUAAGUAAUUGUGCGAUUACUAAUGAAACAGAUUUUCCAGGAACAAAACAUAUUGAUGUUAACACCGGUAGUGGUCAUUUCAUUUUUUCUAUUAAAUCGUCUUACGAUGUACCUAAAGGGCAGAUUGGAUUUAGUUUACCACAAAGGAAAUGGGCGGUUUUAUCUUUAAAUCAGGAUAUUAUGGUACAACCGUAUACAGAGGAAUUAUCCUGCAUUAUUACGAUCACUAUUGAAGCUGAAUUUAUGGCGAAAAAAACUGUUACACAAGAUCCUUAUGAUUCCGAUGAAAUGGCAAUGGAGUUUAUUAAACAAUUUGCUCAUCAGGCUUUUACAAAAGGGCAACUUUUAGCGUUUUCUUUUAUGAAUAAAAAAGUUCUUCAACUUACCAUUAAAGACCUUGAAGGAGUUGAUAUAAAUGCUAUAAAACAUGGGAAGCCUCAUAAAGUUAAUACUGGCAGGUUGUUACCCAACAGUUUGGUUAUUUUUGAAAAAGCUGAACAUUCUUCUUUGAAUUUAACAGGAAAAGCAAAAGGAAAAGUUCAAAGGCAAUCUAUUAUUAAUCCAGAUUGGGACUUCCAAAAGAUGGGAAUUGGUGGUUUAACCAAUGAAUUUAAUUCCAUCUUCAGGAGAGCUUUUGCUUCAAGAGUUUUUCCUCCAGAAGUAGUAGAACAAUUAGGAUGUAAACAUGUAAAAGGUAUUUUAUUAUAUGGUCCUCCUGGGACUGGUAAAACAUUGAUGGCACGACAAAUUGGAAAAAUGUUAAAUGCUAGAGAACCAAAAAUCGUUAAUGGUCCACAGAUUUUAGAUAAAUAUGUUGGUGAAUCUGAAGCGAAUGUUCGUAGGUUAUUUGCUGAAGCUGAAGAGGAAGAGAAAAGGGCUGGACCCAACAGUGGUUUACAUAUAAUCAUUUUCGAUGAAAUUGAUGCUAUUUGUAAAGCCAGAGGAUCAGUUGCUGGAAAUACAGGAGUUCACGACACUGUAGUUAAUCAAUUAUUAUCAAAAAUUGAUGGCGUUGAACAAUUAAAUAAUAUUUUAGUUAUUGGUAUGACUAAUAGGAAAGAUAUGAUUGAUGAUGCUUUACUUCGACCUGGUAGAUUAGAAGUUCAAGUUGAAAUUAGUCUUCCUAAUGAAGAGGGUCGUGUACAAAUUUUAGAUAUACACACAGCAAAAAUGAGGAGAUAUAAAAAAAUUCAUUCAGACGUCGAUUGUAAGGAAAUAGCAACGUUAACAAAAAAUUUCUCUGGGGCUGAAUUGGAAGGUUUAGUUCGUGCCGCUCAAUCAACGGCGAUGAAUCGAUUGAUAAAAGCGUCGAAUAAAGUUGAGGUUGAUCCAGAAGCAUUAGAAAAAUUAAUGGUAAACAGAGGCGACUUCUUACAUGCCUUAGAAAAUGAUAUUAAACCGGCUUUUGGUACUGCUCAAGAAAUUCUUUCAAGGUUCUUAGCGCGUGGUAUCAUCAACUGGGGGAUACCUGUUAAGAACAUUUUAGAAGAUGGAAUGUUAUAUAUUCAACAAGCUAAAGCCGAAGACACCGCUGGUUUGGUGUCUGUAUUAAUUGAAGGUCCACCAAAUUCUGGGAAAACCGCUUUGGCUGCUCAAUUAGCGAAAAAUUCCGAUUUUCCAUUCGUUAAGGUUUGUUCUCCAGAAGAAAUGGUUGGAUAUACGGAAACUGCAAAAUGUCUCCAUAUUAGAAAGGUGUUUGAUGAUGCGUAUCGUUCAACUUUGAGUUGUAUUGUUGUUGAUAAUAUUGAACGAUUAUUAGAUUACGGUCCAAUUGGUCCUAGAUAUUCUAAUUUAACAUUACAAGCUUUGUUGGUGUUAUUGAAGAAAGAACCACCACCAGGAAAAAAGUUGUUAGUUCUUUGUACUAGCAGUCGAAGAGAAAUUUUACAAGACAUGGAAAUGUUAUCUGCAUUUACUGGAAUCCUUCAUGUUCCAAAUUUAUCAAAACCAGAUCAAUUAUUAUCAGUAUUAGAUAAUAUAGAAAUGUUUUCCCCUGAAGAAUUAAAACAAGUCGCAAAGAAUAUAAAGGAUAAAAAGUAAGAUACUCUUAUAAGUACUUUUAGGGCCGAUUUUA
Messenger RNA from Onthophagus taurus, 2278 nucleotides. The record is from RefSeq and is a predicted model, not a curated record. NCBI's taxonomy places the organism in Eukaryota, Metazoa, Arthropoda, Insecta, Coleoptera, Scarabaeidae.